Molecule: messenger RNA, 789 nt
Organism: Lachnellula hyalina
Lineage: Eukaryota; Fungi; Ascomycota; Leotiomycetes; Helotiales; Lachnaceae
Exons: 1
Coding region: 1-789 (262 amino acids)
Source: RefSeq, a predicted model, not a curated record
AUGUCUCACCGCUUCCUCGACGCCUUCCCAAGAGAGAUCCGCGACCAGAUCUACACCUAUAUCCUCACAUCUUCCUCUUCUCCUUCGAACGCAGUCACCCUCUCGCCAUGGACCUUCGAAGUCACCCGUUCCCUGAGUCUUCUACGGACAUGCAAGCAGAUCCAACGCGAGUGCAAAGAGAUCAUUUGGCGCCACAAUGGACUUUAUUUACGAUGUCCAACAGAGAUAUUUACACGCUUCAGCAGUCUGAUGGAAGUCGAUGGCCUACGGCUACGGCGCAUACGGCAUAUGGAUAUAGUCCUCGAAUUACUUGAUAAGGAUGAUCUGGAGUGGAUCUUGAGCGGUCUCAAAGCCCUCGUACAAUUGACUCACGUAGGGUCAGGGUCCCUGGAGUCCAUAACCCUCCUUGCCAUCCACGAGCGACCGCGCGGUGUCAACGAGUUCUUGGAGGAAAUGCACUUGAUGUGUUCUGGAGACUGGGUCGACGGUAGAUUAUUUGCAGCAAUGCCUGACAACGAUAUUGAGACAACCUUGGUAUUCAAAUCCAGCUGGCCUCAUUUCUCAAAUUGGGGCAAGCAGAGGUGGUUGAGGGAAAUGCUUCUGAAUCGAAGUGAUACAACAGCCUUGUUGAAGGAAAUCCAUACAAUCUUUGGUGGGGAACUUCUCAUUGAUGGGUCUCUAUUAUUUAAAGACGGAGAGCAGGUCGCAAAGACGUCUAAGUUGAACCCCAGGGAUGGAGAAAUCAAGAUUGUGCCCAGUCGUGUUCCAUUGGCUGCACGGUCUUGGUAG